AUGGAGGAUGCCGAGAAUGCCUUACAGUCAUCAAAGAAAAGGGCUGCUGGACGAGAGCUUACACGAGACACUCCUAUUGACGACGAGGAAGAUGACGCUGAUCUUAAUGCUGGAACUUUCAAGAAAGCCAGUGACGAGGUUCUGGCAUCCAGAAGAAUUAUCAAAGUAGCACGUCGCCAACAGACUAAUUCCGCUCCUUCUUCAAACCCUUUUGCUGGAAUCCGCUUGUCUGCUCCUACUGAAGCCAGUGCCAAACCUGUUGAAGCCACUGCUGAAACACUACCGGAAAAAACUAAGGAUGAAGAGACUAAGCAGCCAGAGAGCAAAACUCUUGAGGUGGAGGUCAAAUCUACAAAUAAUGAUGCUGCUGAAAAAAACAAUGUAAAUAAGGAGCUUGCGGAGAAGGAGAGUAUUUGCUAUAACUCCAAGGUAGAUAAUGAACAAAGUAAGGAUGAAAGUAAGUUUGAAAAUGAGGUCAAGAAGGAAGCUGUUGACAAGGAAAGUGCUGGUGAGAUUGAAAAAGAACCUUCUACAGAAGGAAAAAAUACUGAGAACAAUGAUAAGAACGGAAAUAGUGAAAGCAAGGAUAAGGAAAACAAAGUAAGUGAUGAGGCUACAGCUGAAGGUGGACCUUUCAAGUCAUUUCAACAGCUUUCGAGUAGUCAAAAUGCCUUCACAGGUAGUGGAACUGGUUCUAUUUUUGGCUUGAAACCUGACCAGCCUUUGGGUCUAGGUUUAUCUAAUACUGGAACUUCUGGUUUUGGGACCUCGGGAGCAUCUUCCGUUUCCAAGAAUGAAGCACUGCAGGAAGUCGUCGUUGAAACUGGUGAAGAAAACGAGGAAGUGGUUUUCAAUGCAGAUUCAGUGUUGUUUGAAUUUGUAGAUGGAGGUUGGAAGGAACGUGGAAAGGGAGAGGUGAAGGUGAAUGUCACUAGUGGAACAGAAAAGAAGGCCAGAGUUCUUAUGAGGUCUAAGGGAAAUUACAGAUUGAUUUUAAAUGCGCGUCUUUACCCUGAAAUGAAGCUCACAAAUAUGGAGAAGAAGGGCGUUACCUUUGCCUGUGCAACUGAAGGGAAAACUGGUCUUUCAACAUUUGCAUUGAAGUUCAAAGACGGGUCCAUAGUGGAGGAUUUUAAGGCUGCUAUUACUGCACAUAAGGGUGACGCAUCUACAACUGUGAAGACACCAGAAAAUUCUCCCAAGGCCGCUGAUGUUUGA
This is a messenger RNA of Vicia faba (fava bean), 1218 nucleotides long. Lineage: Eukaryota; Viridiplantae; Streptophyta; Magnoliopsida; Fabales; Fabaceae. The record is from the annotation of a GenBank genome assembly.